AUGCGGCAUCGGAGAAAAUAUUUGCUGCUAAAUAGAGUUCCGGAAUCAUCUGAUGAAAACAUCUUAGAUAAAAUGGUAACUGUCCUGCAGGAUAAGCUUCAACUACAGGAAUUUUCUUCAAGCUCCAUUGUGGCUUGCCAUCAUCUGGGUGCAGUAUCGAAAGCUUGUGCAAGAUCAGUCCUAAUACGGUUUAGUUAUCAGCCCGUUAAGUCAACCAUUUGGGCCAAGAAGACACAGUUGAAAGGCGUUCUUUUGGACGAUAACCAAAUAUUGGAUCUACUGCAGGAUGGAAAUAAUUCCGACCUAGAUAUUUCGGACUUGGAAUGUGAUGAAAACUGUCCAGAACAGCCAUCAUUACCAGCUCAGCAGUUUGAAGAUCAAAAUGUAGCGUCUCCGCCACAAGAACCAUCCACAUCAACGCGAACAGGUAGACAACGAACUUUACCUUUACGUAGGCGAAUUUGGAAAAAUGAUUAUUAUAUUGAUAAAUUCCAUGAUUAUUCUGGGCAUCCAGAACCUGCAAAAAUCCGUUCUCCAAAUGAGUAUUUUCGUGAUUAUUUUGACGAAUCAUUUUUUGAAAAUGCUGCUCUUUGCACCAACAUGUAUUACAUGCGCCACACUGGACGGGUUCUUAAUACCAGUAGCCAAGAAAUAAAGAAACUGGUCGGCAUGCAUCUAAUAAUGGGCAUGUUGUCAUAUCCAAGAAUUGCAAUGUACUGGCGUAAACAUAUACAAGUGGAAAUGAUAGCCACAGCUAUGCCUAGGGACAGGUUUACAACUUUAAGAAACGCUUUACAUGUUGUUCCAUCUGAUACUCCACCGGCUGGUCCAAGGAAUCCACUUUGGAAAGUACAACCUGUAAUUGACAUUAUAAAAGAUGCAUGUAACAAAAUUGACAGAUGUCCAGGAAGAUUUUCCGUCGACGAGCAAAUAAUACCGUUUACAGGUAAAUGUGAGCUUCGGCAGUUAGUAAAAAACAAACCACGACCUGUCGGCCUCAAAAAUUUUGUUCUUACUACAAGUGAUGGAUUAAUGCUAGAUUUUGAGAUAUAUUACGCAGCUAAUCCCGCUUUCUCAGACAGAUCUUUAGGACUUGGACCAGCUAUCAUUUUACGUUUAGCACAAGCGGUGCCGCCGACUAGUUGCCUGUAUUUCGAUCGGUAUUUUUCAACGAUACCCCUGUUGGAAACAUUAUCUAAACAGAACCUCCAUGGUACGGGAACGAUUAUGCUUAAUCGUAUACCCGACCGUGUUCACAUAAAUUUUAAAGAGGACAGGAAAAUGAAGCGAGGGGAAGUUGACCAACGGGUUCUUGAUGACAGCAUAGCAUUAGUCAAGUGGAAAGACAGUAAAUGUAUUGUUAUGGCAUCCAACUGCACGGGUGGUAACUGUAUCGAUCUCGUCAAACGUUACGAUAAAAAUAGGCAGGCAUACAUUGACGUAGAAGCUCCAAGAGUUGUUACAAAUUACAAUAAAUAUAUGGGCGGUGUCGAUGUUUUGGACCAGUCCAUGGAAUAUUACAGAACCUUUAUGAAAACCAGAAAAUGGACCUUGAAAGUGAUUCUUCAUUUUCUAGAUCUAGCUGUAGUAAAUUCCUGGAGAUUGUACAAAUGUCAUUCUUUGGCAAAAGGUGUGCAAAAUAAUAAAAUAAUGGAUCUCAUGGCUUUUAGGUUUGAAAUUGGUGAGUCAUUGCUAUGUGUACCGGCCAGAGAUAGACGUGAGGCAACUCCACCCUCCCCUUCGGUUGAACAAGCUUCAGGUAUUCGCAGAUACCGACCAGGAACAAAGCCAUCGGAGGGUAAGAGGUACGAUGGAUACGACCACCUACCAAUCGUAGAUGACAUUACGUCUCCUCGUUGUUGUCGCUUAGAAUCUUGUUCCUCGCGUACAAAAAUCAGAUGCAGAAAAUGCAACAUUUAUUUGUGUUUAAGCCGAAGCAAUGACUGUUUUUAUUUAUAUCAUACUAAGUAA
This is a messenger RNA of Parnassius mnemosyne (clouded apollo), 1971 nucleotides long. The record is from the annotation of a GenBank genome assembly. Lineage: Eukaryota; Metazoa; Arthropoda; Insecta; Lepidoptera; Papilionidae.